AUGAACGGCAUGGACGGAGACGUGGAGUAUGAGGAGAUCACACUGGAGAGGGGUAACUCCGGCCUGGGCUUCAGCAUCGCCGGUGGGACUGAUAACCCUCACAUCGGAGACGAUCCCAGUAUCUUCAUCACUAAGAUCAUCGCAGGAGGAGCUGCGGCGCAGGACGGACGGCUGAGGGUGAACGACAGCAUCCUGUUCGUGAAUGAUGUGGACGUGCGUGAGGUCACUCACAGUCUGGCGGUGGAGGCGCUGAAGGAGGCGGGGCCAAUCGUCCGGCUCUACGUGCUGCGACACAAACCCCCUGCAGAGAAAAUCACAGAGAUGAAGCUCAUCAAAGGCCCUAAAGGUCUGGGCUUCAGCAUCGCGGGGGGUGUGGGAAACCAACACGUUCCUGGAGACAACAGCAUCUACGUCACCAAGAUCAUCGAAGGAGGAGCCGCACAUAAAGACGGGCGACUGCAGAUCGGAGACAAGAUCCUCGCUGUGAAUAAUAUGUAUCUAGAGGACGUGAUGCAUGAAGACGCUGUAGCGGUGCUUAAAAACACAGGAGACGUGGUUUAUCUGAGAGUAGCCAAAACUCUUCAUCAUCAUCAAGACGCCUACAAUCCUCCUGACAUCACCAGCUCAUAUUCUCCUCAUAUGGACAUGUCUGACUACCCACAAGCCCUCAGUCCCUCGUCUCCACGCCGUUACUCCCCCAUCCCUAAAGGACUGCUGCUGGGGGACGAGGACAUUCCCAGGGAGCCGCGGCGUGUGGUGAUCCUCAGAGGCUCCACGGGGCUCGGCUUCAAUAUCGUGGGAGGAGAGGAUGGUGAGGGGAUCUUCAUCUCCUUCAUUCUGACAGGAGGAGCUGCAGAUCUGAGCGGAGAGCUGAGGAAAGGAGAUCAGAUCCUGAGUGUGAAUGGUGUGGAUCUGCGUCGAGCGACUCAUGAGCAGGCCGCAGCGGCGCUGAAGAACGCAGGACAGACGGUCACCAUCAUCGCCCAGUACAGACCAGAGGAGUACAGCAGGUUUGAGGCGAAGAUCCAUGACCUGCGAGAGCAGCUGAUGAACAGCAGUUUAGUUUCUGCAGCAGAAUCAUUACGGAGCAGCAAGAGAAGCUUCUUCAUCAGGGCUCUGUUUGACUACGAUAAGACGGCGGACGGUGGCUUCCUGUCGCAGGCGCUGAGCUUCAGGUUUGGAGACGUUCUGCAGGUGUUUGACUGCAGCGAUGAGGAGUGGUGGCAGGCCGGAAAACUGACCCCACACGGAGAGAUGGAGGAGACCGGAUACAUUCCCAGCAAGAGGAGGGUGGAGAGGAAGGAAUGUUCCCGUCUGAAGACGCGUGGCAGAGACGCCGUCGGUGGACGCAGUGAAUACAUCGUCAGCUAUGAGACGGUGAUUCAGGCUGAAGUGCACUACGCGCGUCCCGUCAUCAUCCUCGGGCCGAGCAAGGACCGCGUCAAUGACGAUCUGCUCUCCGAGUUCCCCGACAAGUUCGGCUCCUGCGUCCCACACACCACGCGGCCCAAGCGCGAGUACGAGGUGGACGGCCGAGACUAUCACUUCGUGUCUUCACGUGAACAGAUGGAGAAGGACAUUCAGAGCCACCGCUUCAUCGAGGCCGGACAGUACAACAGCCACCUGUACGGCACCAGCGUCCAGAGCGUCAGACAGGUGGCCGAGCAGCACGGGAAACACUGUAUCCUGGAUGUUUCAGCAAAUGCAGUGAGGAGGUUACAGGCCGCCCAACUUCACCCCAUCGCCAUCUUUAUACGACCCUCAUCCCUGCAGAACAUACUAGACAUUAACAAGCGAGUGACGGAGGAACAGGCCCGAAGAGCUUUAGACCGAGCUGUUAAACUGGAGCAGGACUUCAUCGAGUGUUUCUCAGCGAUCGUGGAGGGCGACAGCUUCGAGGAGAUCUAUCACCAUGUGAAGUCUGUGAUUGAGGAACAGUCUGGGCCGUAUAUCUGGAUCCCAGCACGAGAGAGACUGUAAACACACACACACACACACACACACACACACUGCAGCAGGGGCUCAUGGGAGUCUGUGUGAAGGUCAGUUCAUUGCGCUGAAGCUCGUGUCUCCGGAUGAUCUUCAGAUUUACACCAACAGCUCAUCACAUCCUCCGUGCUCGGGACGCUUACCUCAUCUCCAUGGCAACGGUUCAUCGUGGGGUCAGACAAGGUCAGAAACCAUGACCAAGUGAAAACACCACAGCGCUGUUUGUGUGAGCUAGCCUUAAUGUGUGUGUGUGUGUGUGUGUCUCUGUGUGUGUGUGUGUGUGUGUGUGUGUGAGUGAGGGUCUGCGUGUGU
Molecule: messenger RNA, 2301 nt
Organism: Carassius auratus (goldfish)
Lineage: Eukaryota; Metazoa; Chordata; Actinopteri; Cypriniformes; Cyprinidae
Product: disks large homolog 4
Exons: 17
Coding region: 1-1980 (659 amino acids)
Biological process (GO): establishment or maintenance of epithelial cell apical/basal polarity; chemical synaptic transmission; cell-cell adhesion
Cellular component (GO): basolateral plasma membrane; neuromuscular junction; postsynaptic density membrane
Molecular function (GO): protein kinase binding; ionotropic glutamate receptor binding
Source: RefSeq, a predicted model, not a curated record